Symbiodinium sp. CCMP2456 is the source of this 3360-nucleotide messenger RNA. Lineage: Eukaryota; Dinophyceae; Suessiales; Symbiodiniaceae. The record is from the annotation of a GenBank genome assembly.
AUGGCGGUGCUGAAGGCCAUGGGACCCCUUGCUGAAGCCUCGAAGGCUUGCGGGACGAGGAUGCCUACGCCGUCUCUGGGUGGUCGGGAACCAACUGGCUUCUCCCACAAAGCACGGGAGGGGCACCGGGAAUCGGCUUUCGUUCCGAGAGAUCCCGAGACUUCAAGUUCAGCGUUGAAUUCCGAUGUAGGAUAUCUUGGCAGGGCAGGAUCGUUCUACACCGCCUGGUGCCAGAUGCACGAGCUCUUCACACCCAUGACCAGCGAGGUCUCGACGGUGUGGGAUGUCGAGUUCUUUCACCCACCCCCUCCUCCGCCUCCUCCGCCCCGGCACCGACGGUUUUCAUUCUGGGACGUUGCCGCCACUGUGCCGCAAGAGCGGCCCGAGAACUCCGAGCUGCAUUGGACCAAUCCUUACGGGCCAGAUCCGCCAGCAGAGGUGGCGCCUCCUGCCGCGGAGCCGGUGAUCGAAGUUGCUUUCCACAAGGCGACCAAGGCCUCUGAAAGUUCGAGCUCAUGUCGCGAAGAAGGUUUCAUGCCUGAUAGCAGCUUUGCGGAUGAUGAUGUGUCGAACCCAUGUAGCUCCAUUCCCCCAGUGCAGGAGCCGGCUUUCGCAGCCUUGGCGAACCUGCAAGUGUGUGCAGAAAUGCCUGGCGCACCAGCGUCCUUUACAUUGUCCGAGUACUACAGCAUGCAAGGUCCCUUGUCGCCGUGCUCCCCUGCACCAACUGAAAGCUACGGCGGACGAGAGCCGCGGUUUUCCCAAGCGACUACGGUGUACAAAUACGGACAGGCAUUGUCCCCCGCGUCCACGCAAGUCGGCGCUCCAUUGCCCGAGCAUGGCGGACAGGGCUUGGCAGGAGGUUUCAGCCCCAAAUUCCCACCUGGCGCGCCAGCGCCAAGCCUGACGAUUUGCUUCGUCAGCACAAUGACUGUCCAUUUGGGAUGCCGCCUCCGGAUGACAACACUGCCCAUCGGAAUUGGCCUCACUUCUCUCAGGACCGAGAUGACAUCAGCGAGCAUUGCUUUGAGCAGUGCUCAGAUCAAUGGUGCGGACUAUUUAGCAGCUGUUGCUAGGAAGUGCUCCAGAGCCGUUUGCGUAAACUGCCUGGAGAAAAUGAGCGGCCAGACUUUCCGGUGCAGCUGUGGAGAUGAGCGGAAGUUGGAAAGCACACUUUGGAUGAUCGGAGCAUACAACUCCGUUAUGAACGGAUUUGCUUUCCUCACGGGCGCAAAGCCUGCCGGAGCGUUCCAAGGCUACACUGCCAUGCCCUGGCAGAGCCACGCACAUUCUGUGCCAAGUCCUCUGCUGGAACUUCCACCGCCUCCAAGCACUGCAGUGCCACAGCACCGGACGCUUUGUCCGGUUACUACGAAGGAGAUGCUUCCUCCCGCUGCACCGCUGCCGGCACCCCAAUCCUUGCCGUCCCUUUUGGGCCACCGGCGCCGUGCCUCCCAGGCUGAGAGCCCUAGCCGCGAACGAACUUUUGGACAAGAAGAGCUCACCGGAAGGAUAAGCACCGAGAAUCGGCAUUUGUUCCCAGAGAUCGGCGGACUCCAAUUUCAACUUGAAGUUGAAGUCUCGGGAUCUAACAAAGGCCGAUUCCCGGUGCCAAUACCGCACUUUGCGGGAGAAGAAAUUUCAACAUCUGCUUCUGAUGUUGGAUAUCUUGGCAGGGCAGGAUCGUUUUACACCGCUUGGUGUCAGAUGCACGAGCUCUUCACACCGAUGACCAGCGAGAUCUCGACGGUGUGGGAUGCCGGCUUCCAGUUCUUUCAAAGAAGGAACUCGAAGCCGGCAUCCCACACCGAGGUCUUUCACCGACCCCCUCCGCCCCGGCGCCUCUGUACUCUGGGAUCUUUAUGCCUCUGCGCCGCAAGAGCGGCCCGGGACUGGCUCCGAGUUGCGUUGGACCAACCCUUACGAGCAGAGGUGGCACCUCCUGCAGUGGAGCCGGUGAUUGAAGUUGCUUUCCACAAGGCGACCAAGAUGCCUACGCCGUCUCUGAGUGGUCGGGAGCCACCGGUCCACAAAGUUGCCGGAGAUCCGAGGACUUCCGCAACUUCUGAUUCCGAUUUCUACACAGCCUGGUGUCGGAUGUACUCGUACGAGCUCUUCACACCGAUGACCAGCGAGGUCUCCUCCAAGGUGUGGGAUGUCGAGUUCUUUCACCCACCCCCUCCUCCGCCCCCUCCGCCCCCGCGCCGACGUUCCGCUGUACUAUGGGACGUUGCCGCCACUGUGCCGCAAGAGCGGCCCGAGAACGGCUCCGAGCUGCGUUGGACCAAUCCUUACGGGCCAGAUCCGCCAGCAGAGGUGGCACCUCCGGCCGUGGAGCCGGUGAUUGAAGUUGCUCGCCACAAGGCGACCAAGGUCUCUGAAAGUUCGAGCUCAUGUCGCGAGGAAGGUUUCAUGCCUGAUAGCACCUUGGCGGAUGACGUUUCGGAUCCAUGUAGCUCCAUUCCCCCAUUAGAGGAGCCGGCUUUCGCAGCCUUGGCGAACCUGCGCGUGUGUGCAGAAAUGCCUGGCGCACCAGAGUCCUUCACAUUGUCCGAUUACUACAGCAGGCAAGGUCCCUUGUCGCCGUGCUCCCCUGCACCAACGGAAUGCUACGGCGGGAGAGAGGCGCGAUUUUCGCAAGAACAAACUGAGUACGACCACGGCAGACAGGGGCUUCUAUCUCCUGCGCCCACAGAGCAUUGCUUUGACCGACAGGCAUGGUCACCCGCGUCUACGCAAAUCGGAGCGGGCUUGGCAGGAGGUUUCAGUCCUAAGUUCCUACCGGGAGUGCCAAUCAAGCCUGACGAUUUGCUGCAUGAGCACAACGACUGCCCGUUUGGGAUGCCACCUCCGGAUGACAGCACUGCCCACCGGAAUUGGCCUCACUUCUGCCAGGGACCGAGGAAGUGCUCCAGAGCCGUUUGCGUAAACUGCCUGGAGAAAAUGAGCGGCCGGACAUUCCGCUGCAGCUGUGGAGAUGAGGGGAAUAUCGAAAGCACGCUUUGGAUGAUCGGAGCAUAUCACUCCGUUAUGAGCACGUUCGAUUUCAUCACCGGUGCAAAGCCUGCCCACGUGUCCGAGGGCUACACGGCGAUGCCUUCGCGGAGCCAAACACAUUGUGUGCCCAACCCGCUGCUGGAGCCUCCAUCGACCACGAACACUGCUGCAUUGCCGCAGCACCGGACGCUUUGUCCGGCUACUACAAAGGAGUUGCUUCCUCCCGCUGCACCGCUGCCGGCACCGCAGUCCUUGCCGUCCCUCUUGGGCCAUCGCCGUCGUGUCUCACAGGCCUUGGUCCCCCUUGCAGCCGGCACUGACAGCCCUGACGCAGAGCUGCGAGGCUGCGGGGUUUCAGGUUGA